AUGGAAAUAACCAUUGAUGGGCGAGUCUUUCCCGGAGAAUUACCCUGGACAGAAGCUGUCAAACAGUGUGGUACAUGUUCUUUAAAAACGGACAUCAUUGGCCAUUAUACUGGCUUGACAGAUUCUCACAAGAACCACGAGUUUUGGACGGGCUUUUACAGACAAAGCUACGUAUAUUGGAGCCCUCCGGGUGGCUUGGAGAGCGGUAGAAAAAACUCAAAUCUCCAUCAUUGCAUAGCAGUUAAAGUGAACGAAGAUGGAACACUCUACCCCGUCACUUACCCACAAGAUUGCUCAGAGUCAUUACCUUCCAUUUGUGAAAAGUCAACAAAACGUGAUGGUGGUUGGUCGGACUGGUCUGACUGGAGCGAGUGCUAUUUCGUGAAUGGUAUGGACAAAAAAUCUAAGACUCGCACAUGUACCAAUCCUUCUCCACGACAUGGCGGAAAAUACUGCGAGGGGGAUGAUAAAAUAGAGCGACCUUGCCUUGAACCUCAAUUUGUUGGAGGUAUUAAAGAAAAAACCGUUCCAAGCAAAGAGAAUGGAAGUAAACAAAGGAAAUAGAAGAUAAAACGGUUAUCAGUUAAAAAUAUGGAGCCAUUGAAGACAAAAUGACUUAUUUGAAAGCUUCAAAGGAUUCUAUACAAACCAUAUAUGUACAGAAGGCAGGGUGGAGAAAAGACUUUAUU
Saccostrea cuccullata (small rock oyster) is the source of this 689-nucleotide messenger RNA. Its product is annotated as semaphorin-5A-like. Lineage: Eukaryota; Metazoa; Mollusca; Bivalvia; Ostreida; Ostreidae. Bases 1 to 564 code for a protein of 187 amino acids. The transcript has 5 exons. The record is from RefSeq and is a predicted model, not a curated record.